Molecule: messenger RNA, 3844 nt
Organism: Linepithema humile (Argentine ant)
Lineage: Eukaryota; Metazoa; Arthropoda; Insecta; Hymenoptera; Formicidae
Gene: Cnb
Product: putative leucine-rich repeat-containing protein DDB_G0290503
Biological process (GO): mitotic cytokinetic process; centriole replication; centrosome separation
Cellular component (GO): centrosome; centriole
Source: RefSeq, a predicted model, not a curated record
UUUGUAUAAAGCGCCAUCUGCAGGAGCAAGCAUUACCGUCAAAUAUCGGAGUUCAACGAACCAGUGAGGGUGUAAUGUUUCUCUUUGUGGCGCGCAAACGUCAUCCAAGAUUGUUUACAAAAUUUUCGGAGCAGUAUCUUCGCAACGCGGCUUGUUACCGACAAAAAUGAUUAAUCGCCGCUUAUGAGUGCUUCUUGGACGAACGUUACACGCUGUACGCCGCAGUAAUACACGUAAUCUCCGUAAAUACACGUGGCGAGAAGCUAAGUCUUGCUUAACCUAACCGGUGCGCGCACUCGCGGAUUAUCCUUCCGCGUUGUAAAUAAAAAAAAAUAAAAAUAAUCACAGGAUGCUUUGCGGACGCUUCACGAGCAAAUAUUGACUAAUCGCUUGAAAACUCGCUAAACGGUGGCAGGGAACUGCUUAGAUGGAUAAUGAGUGAGUCCGAUGACACGGACGUUCUCCUCCUGAUCCCGCCCGAUAUAUUCCACGUUCCCUCUUCCGAUUCAGACACCAACUCGGUGAGAACGGAUUGCGCGAGGACCGGUGUUAUUUCGGAGCUGGUGGGGCACAUGCAGUCAUUGGAGUCUCGUAUCUCCGCUAUUGAGUCUAAGGAUAACAGUCUGGACGUCUCCAGUCUGAACAAUUUGUUGGACAAUUCCCAGCCGAUCUGCAGCAGUGCGUCUUAUUGCCGACAAACUUUGCCUAGAACCAGGUUCUCCGUAAGUCAGGGUGCUAGCUUGCAAAAUACCCCUGUAAAAGUUCAUAAAUCUCUAUCUCUUCCUUCCACUCCCAGUCGAUACUCUUGUUCUAAUUCCCCAAGAAAUGAGAUGAGACCGGGAUGCUACCUUCCGACAGCCACUAUCUCUAAUUCGACUAAUACUAAUGCUCUCACUCGGACCAAGCAUGAUACUCUAAUGUCGUGCUCUGAUUCCUCCAUGGUGCCUCCUGCUUCUUGCGGUACUGGGCUCUCGCAUGCCACUGCUAUGUCCACAAAGAGGGAAUCCCACUUGUCUCUCCGUCCGAAUGAUCGUAUGAAUACGAAUAACUUGUGUUAUAAACCCACUGAUUCCUGGCAUUCAGCACUAUCUGUAUCGAACUUAUCUAAUGCAUCGACAGGUCAGCAGCAUACUCGUCCUAGAAUAGUGCAAGAUAUGGAGCUGUCGGAGGUUGACGAGCUGCUCCAAGAAAUGGAAGCCACAGAAUUGAAACUAUCGAAAAGAAUAAAUAGCGGAUAUCAAUAUCGUAAUGAACCAAUUCAUUCAGUAAGUCAAACUGUUGACAGCACAAAUCAAGAAAAAGAUGCACAGCUCAAGCUUGGAACAGAAAGUUGGAAGCUUCAAAAGUUAGAUUUUCUGUCGAGCGAUAAAGAAGCUCAGCUCACUGAUUCUUUGCCAGGAUUUUCUCAAAAGAAAUCAAACGCAUUCCCAGAUAUAUCAUUGUCACACAGUGAUUCAUUCCACUUAAAUGAGACUGACAGAAUGAUUUCUGAAUUCAAAACAUGGGGACAAAGCGUUCAGCAGCCUGUUUCCAAAUCAAAUGGAUAUACAACGGAAAGUAUAAAUAGCACAAAUAAUUUAGAUUUAUUUAACGUAUCAUCCGAUACAAUCGAGAAUGCUAAACCGAAAGAAACAAUGGCAGAUCAAAACAUUCUAUCUACGAGUGAAGCAAGUACAAGUAGCGUACAUGCUAAGUUAAAAUCUUCCACUAUGAGUGCCGGUCUUACGUCACACAACAGUGAAUCAAUGAAAUUUUCCGGUACGAACGCGGUGCCGGUAACUCUUUCAACAAGAUUUUCUCUGUUAAAUCCUUGUAAAACGCCACAGCACAAUGGAAAUAUACACGACGAUAGAGAAAGAUCUGAAUUUGCCAAAAGCACUGUACAUGUUGGAACAAAUACAGAUCUUCAUUUAAGGACUUGUCAGCGAUUUUUAUCACUCUCAGAUUUUUGGGACAUUAAUCCAGCUAGAUCGCAAGAAGAAACGCUUAGAAUCAAGUUAGAAGAGGAGAAAUUUCGCAGAGAGCAUUGUGAGAAUCUGAUCCAAGAGCUUCAGAAACGAUUGCUGGAACAACAAGAAAAAGUGGCCGUAGCGGUUAGAGUCGACAACGAGAAAAAUGUUAUGAUAUCUCAAUUUCACACAGCUUGGUCUAAAUUAAAGCAACAAGUCGAAAUGUUAGAAGUUGAACACAAAAAUUUGCAAACCAAUCUGGAAAAUGUCGCGGCGAAACAUCAGUCGGAAAUCUCAGAAUUCCAAAGUCAAAUCAAACGGCUCGAAGGGGAGCUAUCGAAGGCCUUAGACUUGGCAGCUGGAUAUAAGGAGAAGAGUGACACUACGAUCAAAGAAAAAGUCAAUUUGUUAAAGGAGCAUGCGGAUGAAUUAGAGAGUUGCAAGUCAUUGGUACAAGAAGCGGAAAAUAGAUAUGAACAAGUAAAAACAGAGUUCAACAGGCUCUUAGAAAAGAAUCAACAGAACGAGGAGACAUUAAAAACUGUUCAAUUGGAAUUGAAUAAAGAACGUUUGCGAGGAGGUGAGGUGCGAAAUGAGAUGAAUCUCAUUCAUAAAGCAUUAGAUACUUGCGAAGCUGAGUUGAUAGUGCUCAGACAAGAAAAAGAAAAUUUGCAGCUUAAGCUCAAAGAGGAAAUGAACAGAAAUUCUAUUUUAGAACAAAAGAACUUAUCAUUGCUCGCAUCGAUUGACGAUGCCAAGAAGGCAGAGAAAUUAGCUAAGGACGAAACCAAAUCUAUCGUCGAAGAAAAGGAAAAAAUUAGAGCAGAAUUACAAGAAGUUUACCAAAAACAGGUUGAUGAAGUGGUGAAAGCAAAAUUACAAGAAUUUCAAACGCAACUUGAUAAUGCCGAAUCAGAAUUUUUAGAAGAAUUGAAAACAAGACAGCAAGUUAUAGCUGAAUGCGCUGCUCGGAAGAUAAAGGACGUUAUUGAUAAGCAUCGUUUGGAGAUCAAUUUGUUGGAGGAAAAACAUAAAGAAGAGAAACGACUGUACGAAUUGCAAUUAGCUCAAGCUUUACAAAGAUCGGCCAUGUUAGAAACACACUUAAAUUCUCAGCGAGCAACAAAAACUCAACUCGCGGAACAACUGCACUCCGUUAUGCAGAAACAAUGGCAGCAAGCUUUGCACAUUAUUUCGGGUGGUAACACGGAUAACUUAUCUCCGCUUCAAAGAAUUCACGCAGAGAAAUAUUUUGAUUCUAAUGGUCCCAAAAAGUCUGAAUCAUUGCCAAAUUGUUACACUAAACUUUCUCAGGAACCAAGAUACGCGACUCAUUCGUUAGAGAUGCAAAAGCUGAUCGACGUACAACCGUUUGAAGAACAAAACGAGAGUACGAUCGCAGUGAAAUCCAUUGAAAAUACACCGGUAACCAGUAAAAAAGGAUCGAAGGACGAGCUUCGGAAAUUCAUGAAAAUGAUUACAGAAAUGCAACUGGCAAAGGAAGAGGAUGCAAAGCCCAGACAUAGCAUUUCAAGUCCGCCAUUGGAAUGCAGAGAAGUACCGCGGAAACAUUAUUUGAAAAAGGAAUUAAGUAUAACGAGCGAGGAUAGCGUCUUGUGGCAUCCAGCAUCCGAGACUUCGAUGCGCGACAUUGGCGAAUCCCUUCCGCAAAAAACGAUUAGCAAGAUAGAUCAGCAGAGAAACAAGCCUCCUUGGAAAUGACAUAUAGUUGAUGAGAACGACGAUACUGAUGGCGUGGAUGAACUCGAUCACGUCAAUUCCGUUCGAUACAGUGUACUUAAUUAGCAGUAAUGCGAAGUUUUAUACGUAACAAAUGUGCAAAUAUCUAUUUUUUAGCAAGAAGAAAAUUUAAUAAAACAUUUUUUUACAUAGUA